Molecule: messenger RNA, 1765 nt
Organism: Cornus florida
Lineage: Eukaryota; Viridiplantae; Streptophyta; Magnoliopsida; Cornales; Cornaceae
Product: transcription factor-like protein DPB
Exons: 9
Coding region: 328-1389 (353 amino acids)
Biological process (GO): regulation of transcription by RNA polymerase II; regulation of cell cycle
Cellular component (GO): transcription regulator complex; nucleus
Molecular function (GO): DNA-binding transcription factor activity, RNA polymerase II-specific; RNA polymerase II transcription regulatory region sequence-specific DNA binding
Source: RefSeq, a predicted model, not a curated record
UUUCAGCCACACCCCCAUUUGUUAGAUGAACAUGUUUUCACAGACACACGGUCCCUCCUCUUCACGUAGAGAGAAUAACAACAACGUCCUGCAAUUACGAAACUUCCGCUUCUCAGUGCAGUCUUCAUCUUCUAGAGAGAGAAGAAUAAAUUUUAGAGAGAGAAAAAUUUGACAAAAAAGUUUUAUUCCUGCCCAUCGAUCCCCUUUCAUGCCCAAACCCUUAAACAGUUGUUUUAUUGAAAACCCAAAUCUCAAUUUGUCGAGUUUUGAUCUGGGUUUGCGUCCAAUUCAAAGAUUUUUGAUGAUCAUUGGUGGGUUUUAGUGGGGAUGGUGACAGGUGGAAAUCAUCAAGAAGGGGGUGGGGACAAGAACCCUCCGGCCCCUUCAAGGGGAGGAGCUACCAGGUCGUGGGGCACCACCCUUUCGGGCCAAUCGGUGUCGACCAGCGGCAGCGUCGGGUCUCCGUCGAGCCGGAGUGAGGCAGCUUUGGCGACGCCGGCCAGUGAGAACACUUUUCAUAGGCUAAACCAUCUAGAUAUUCACGGGGACGAUGCCGGGUCUCAAGGGGCUGUUGGUAAUAAUAGGAAGAAGAAAAGAGGUCAACGAGCGGUUGGAGGGGAUAAGAGCGGCAGGGGACUCCGUCAGUUUAGCAUGAAAGUUUGUGAGAAAGUGGAAAGCAAGGGAAGAACCACUUACAAUGAGGUUGCAGAUGAACUUGUUGCUGAAUUCGCAGACCCUACCAAUAAUGUUACAUCGCCAGACCAGCAACAAUAUGAUGAAAAAAACAUUCGGCGAAGGGUAUAUGACGCGCUGAAUGUUCUCAUGGCGAUGGAUAUAAUUUCAAAGGAUAAAAAAGAAAUUCAAUGGAAGGGUCUACCUAGAACUAGCUUGAAUGAUAUUGAAGAGCUAAAGACCGAGCGUCUUGGACUGAGAAAUAGGAUUGAAAAGAAAGCAGCCUACUUGCAAGAACUGGAGGAACAAUUCGUAGGUCUUCAGAACCUUAUACAACGGAAUGAGCAAUUAUAUAAUUCAGGAAAUUCUCCUGGUGGGGGUGUGGCUUUACCUUUCAUACUGGUGCAGACGCGCCCCCAUGCAACUGUUGAAGUAGAAAUAUCAGAAGAUAUGCAGCUGGUGCAUUUUGACUUCAAUAGCACCCCAUUUGAGCUACAUGACGACAACUAUGUUCUCAAGGCAAUGAAAUUUUGUGAUAAACCACAGGGUGAUGAAAUUGUACAAGCAUUCUCCACAAAUGGAGGUGAAAGCUCCAGCAUGCCCAGCAUGUUUGACUCUCAAAUACCUCUUCCUUCAAGGUCAAAUGUACCGGGUAGGCCACCCACUUCACCUCCUCUUCCUGGAAUACUGAAGGCACGCGUUAAGCACGAGCAUUAAUCUGGAUGUUCCAAGCCCCCUUGUCUAACCAUGGGCUAUAGUCUCAUCACAUCUGUAUACCGUGUAAAAUAUUUUCCCGGAAGUGUGUGGGCUCCUUUUGAUCUCCAUCUCAUCUCAAUAGAUUUUCCACCCAGUUGAAUGAGUGGAAGACAACGACGAAAACUUUCAGGGGAUCUGUUUCCGGCAUUCUCUCACAUAUCAAUGAUAAGUUAUUGUAAUUAUUGUCAUUUUUAUUCUGCUCUUUGGCCCCUGAUGUAGAACAAUUUAGUUUAAUUCUAUCAAACCAUAGAGGAUUGUUUCCUAGAGAAUCAUGAAAUUUAUUGACAAGAUCACAGUCUCAGUUUCAAUUGCAUUAUGCUUGGCAUCUUUGUCAUAA